Messenger RNA from Staurois parvus, 302 nucleotides. NCBI's taxonomy places the organism in Eukaryota, Metazoa, Chordata, Amphibia, Anura, Ranidae. The record is from the annotation of a GenBank genome assembly.
UGUCCGGAAGGAGAGAUAUCCAACAUUUCUGACAGUGAAAAUUGCAUGAAAUGUCCUGAUGAAGAAUGGCCAAAUGAGAAGAAGGACCGCUGUGUUCCAAGAGUGGUGGAAUUUCUCUCCUACACUGAUGACACCAUUGUUGCAGUAUUUUCAGCCGUCUCCAUCCUCUGUUGUCUUCUGACUGGUUUAAUAUUGGGGAUAUUUAUACAUUACCGGGACACCCCCAUUGUUAAAGCGAACAACCGGAACCUGAGCUAUAUCUUCUCCUGGUCUCCAUCAUGCUGAGCUUCCUCUGUGUCUUC